Aspergillus viridinutans is the source of this 1203-nucleotide messenger RNA. RefSeq names its product CaiB/BaiF CoA transferase family protein. Gene Ontology annotation, molecular function: catalytic activity. NCBI's taxonomy places the organism in Eukaryota, Fungi, Ascomycota, Eurotiomycetes, Eurotiales, Aspergillaceae. The record is from RefSeq and is a predicted model, not a curated record. Bases 1 to 1203 code for a protein of 400 amino acids. The transcript is spliced from 3 exons.
AUGGCUCUCAUUCGACCCUCUGUCCGGGCUCUGCCGCGACGAUGCCUGAUCAUCCACCGCAACUCAACAACACCAAAGGACAAAAAGAAAGGCCCCUUGACAGGCAUCACAGUUGUCAGUCUCGAACAAGCCAUUUCAGCACCAUUCUGCACCCGCCAACUGGCUGAUCUCGGCGCUCGCGUCAUCAAAAUCGAACGCCCCAAGGUGGGCGACUUUGCCCGCAACUAUGACACCCGCGUCAACGGCCUCUCUUCGCACUUUGUCUGGACCAACCGGUCAAAGGAGAGCCUGGCGCUCAAUGUCAAGAACCCACGCCAUCAUCGCAUACUCAUGCGACUGCUCUCCCGCGCAGAUAUAUUAGUCCAGAAUCUCGCCCCGGGAGCAAGCGCCCGACUAGGCCUGUCAUUCGCAGACUUAUCAGAAAAGCACCCCUAUCUGAUCGUCUGCAACAUCUCGGGCUAUGGGCCCGAUGGGCCUUACCGCGACAAGAAAGCGUACGAUCUCCUCAUUCAAAGCGAGGCCGGUCUACUCUCCGUCACCGGGACGGGUACCGAGCGGCGAAAGUCGGCAUCUCGAUUGCGGACAUCUGCGCGGCGUGAAAAGGACCCUGAGCGCCAUGGACGCAAUAUCGACAUCUCCAUGCUGGAGAGCAUGGUCGAGUGGAUGGGAUUUCCCAUGUACUAUACCUACGGGGGCCAGCCGGGCCCGAUCCCUGCGGGUGCGUCCCAUGCGGCGAUCUAUCCGUAUGGGCCAUUCGAAACGGGCAAGGGGACGGUCAUGCUGGGGAUCCAGAAUGAGCGGGAGUGGGCUAAGUUUUGCGAGAUGGUGCUGGAGAAGCCGGAGAUGGCGAUGGACGAGCGCUUCUCUAAUAAUUCCUUGCGGGUGAAGAAUCGGGCUGAAUUGAGGGAGACAAUCUGUAACGUGUUCACAUCUUACUCUACCGAGGGGAUAUUACGGCGCCUGGAUGAGGCGGUGAUUGCGAAUGCCAGCGUGAACGAUAUGCAAGGCGUAUGGAACCAUCCGCAAUUGAGAGCCAGGCAGCGCUGGACGCAGGUACAGACCUCUGCGGGGACUGUGCCAGCGCUGUUUCCUCCGGGAAUGGGGCCAGAUGGGUUUGAAGCUCAAAUGGGUGCAGUGCCAGAGGUCGGACAGCAUAACGAGGCCAUAUUAGCUGAAUUGGGGAUGGAUAUGGACCUAGACUAG